AUGGGAGGACUACAACUCCCGGCGGGGGGCGCGCGGCCAGCUGCCCGGCGCAGGCGCGAAGGCCGAUUGGUAAACAACCGCGGGGCGGCCGCGGGCCUCGCCCCCACCCGAUUGGUCGGACCGCGGGCCCCUCCUCCAUGCCGCCAGACGCCCAUUAGCCGGCGCGUCCGCCCAUCAGGGGCGGGGGCGCCGCCGAUUGGUCGGGAUCCUAGCUGGGCCAGCUCCAUUCACCAUUUUGGAGCCUGGGCUUCCCACAUCUGGACCAAUGUGGAGCCACGCUCCGUGCCCGUCUUUCCCUGGCAUUCAUUGGUCCCUUUCCUCGCUCCCAGCCAGCCUGACUCUUCCGUCCAACCAACCGAGGCUGAGCAGCCCACCUGUCACACUGGAUCAUCCAAUCAGGUUAAAGAGCCUCUGCAGUCAGCGCAGGGCAUGCGCAGCCCUGUGGAAAUGUCCCAGGACCCGGAGACACAAGAGGAGCCAGACAGUCCCCCGCAAAUUAGCAGCGAGGCAGCCAAACCUCCUCCCCAUGAAGAUGAAAUGCAGGGCUUACCGGACCAGAGACUGGACAGUGAGACCGAGAGUGACCAUGAUGAGGCCUUUCUGUCCAGCACGGGAGUGGACGCUGUCUGCCUUCCCCCCGAGAAACGCCGGACCAAGUCGCUCAGCGCACUGCCAAAGGAGCGAGACUCCUCUUCUGAGAAAGAUGGCCGGAGCCCGCACAAGCGCGAGAAGGACCAUAUCCGGCGACCGAUGAACGCCUUCAUGAUCUUCAGCAAGCGCCACCGGGCGCUCGUUCACCAGCGGCACCCCAACCAGGACAACCGGACAGUCAGCAAGAUCCUCGGCGAGUGGUGGUACGCCCUGGGCCCCAAGGAGAAGCAGAAGUACCACGACCUGGCCUUUCAGGUGAAGGAGGCUCACUUCAAGGCCCACCCUGACUGGAAGUGGUGCAACAAGGACCGCAAGAAAUCGAGCUCCGAUGUCAAAGCCGCCAUGGUGGGGCCUGGCGCCGUGAGGUGUAAGGAGCAGCGGGAGCGCAGCAUGUCGGAGACUGGGACCCUCUCCGCUAUGUUCGCUCCGGUGAUUCAGUCGUCGCAGCCCGGAAGCUACGCGCCGUGCCGGACACCAGUGGACGUUCCCCGGGACCGAGCGUUACCGAUCCGGACAGAGGCCCUCGGCGGCAGCGAGGGUGGGGGAGGGGCCCAGGGAGCGGACCCCCAGCCGGCGCGGGGCUAUGGGCCCUUCCAGACCCCGGCCCACGCCGCCUACCGAGCGGAGCCGGAGCACAAGCCCAGGCCCGAGCCGCCGCAGCAGCAGCCGCCGCCACCGCAGACGGCGGCCAGACGGGGAGACGUCCGCUUCACUGUCGCGGAACCCGGCCCGCCCUACGACAGAAAGCGGAAGAAGCCGGAGGGGGCGGAAGGGGGCGGCCGCCUGUACGCCGGUCAGUCGGUCAUCGCCCCCCUCGGCCUGGCCCCCUGCCACCAGCCGCCGGGCGACGCCGGGGCGGAGAGGGCGGCCCCCGCCCGCUGCCCCAAGGCCCCCCCCGGCGGCACCGUCCUGGUCAGCGCCCCUCCGGCUGCCGCCGCCCCCACCUCUGUCACCAACGUGCUGCGGCCGGUCAGCAGUGCGCCGCCGCCCAGCGGCCAGAGGCCCCACCCCCUCGGCCAGGCCGAAUUUGCCGGCGGCGGUGGUGUUGCCGGCGGGCGGGUGCCCUGCCCCUCCCUGGGCAUCGGCGUGCUCUACACCCCGGGCCAGGCGGAGAAGAAGCCCCCCCCUCACCUGGUGAACUUCAGCCCCCUGACCAAGCCGGCCCCGGCAGGGCCGCUCAUGACCAACCUGGUGAUGAGCUCGCCCGCCGGGGGCAACCCCUCCUCCUCCUCCUCCUCCUCUGCCCCCUCCUCCUCCUGCCCCUCCGCAGCCCCCGGCUUGGUGCUGCCCUCGCAGCCCUCCCUGCAGUUCAUCGCCCAGACCCCGGCGGGCAGCCAGAACGGCGCGCUGCCCCUGGGCAUCAUCCAGCCCCAGCAGCUGAAGCCGGGCGCCAUCGCCCAGCUCCAGUACAUCCUGCCCACCCUGCCGCCGCAGCUCCAGCUCUCGCCGGCCGGCAAGCCCCCGCCCGCCACCGGCACCGGCACCGCCGCCAGCAUCCACUUCACCCUGCCGCCCCCCAACGGCAAGGUCCUGGCCGCUUCCGCCGCUCCUCAGGGCAUCCCCAUCAUCCAGCCCACGCCCGUGGUCAACCCCGGUGUCGUGCAGAAAGUUCAGUCCAUGUCGCCAGUGCCUGCACACUCGCCCAUCAACGCCACGCAGGUGGUUCAGCCCUCGGGCCUACACCCAGCCGCCAGCCAGGUGCAAGGGAAGAUGCUGGUGGCCGUGCCAGCGCCACAAGUGACCAUGGGCGCGGUGGCCACCGCCAGCGCCGGCCAGGUACCCAUGGCGACGCCUUCGAUCCCGCUGCCUGUGCAGAACGGAGCCCAGCAGCAGGCGGGCAAGAUUAUACAGAUUGCGCCUAUCCCUGUGGUGCAGCAGCAAGUCAGCUCGCAGGGUCCAGUUCAGCAGCCAGCCAGUCCAGCACUCCACACCAGCUUCCCCACCAUGGCCACAGCCAUGAUGGCCACUUCCAGCCACCCGCAGAAGAUGCUGCUGCCAACGUCAAACAGGAUAACCUACAUCCCGUCCACGGCGGGAGUACAACCUUCCAUCCCACUGGUCACAUCGGCUUCCUCCGUCCACAGUGCUUCCACCACAACCUACCGGCAGCACCCCCUGACGCUUGGAUUCACCGCUAUUGGACCGGAUGGGCGGACUGUGCUGCAGCCCCUGUUAGCAGGUCAGACUCCACUCCUGACCACGGGACAGGUCAGCUCCACUCAGCUGUCUGGCCCGCCGCUCCAGACUGCCACGCCCGGGCAGCUCAUCACCGCCAUCUACCCGUCUCCGGCCAGCGCCGCCGCCGCCGCCGCUGGGACCACCCACAACCUGGUCUACACGGCCUCGCCCUCGCUGCCCACCACCACGCUGCCGGCAGCCAUCCUGCCCAAGGCCCCCAGUGCCACCGUGACCUCGACCAUCACAGUGACCCCGGGCCCUCUGCACGGAGCAGGGGUGGUGACGCCGGGGUCCCUGGCGCCAGUGUCCUCGCAGGGGGCAUCUUCGACUCCCUACCACAGCAGGCCAGUGACACCCGUACCAGGAAACCUGCCCUUCAGCCUGAGGCCUGUCCGACCUUUACAGAAGCAGCAGCAGCAGCAGGCGGUGAAAGCCAAGACCCCGGCCCCGAGCGUCCCCAACGCCGGCCUGUAUGAGCCCCCCACCCCCAGCCGGGCUGGGGGGAAGCCGCAGGCCGCUGGCGGUCCGGCCACGGAGCGAGGGGACGGCCGGCCGGACACGCCGCAGCGAGCGGCCCCGGAGGAGGGGCCCUCGCGGGAGCCCCAGGAGGACGGGCCGGCGCGGGAGGCUUGGCAGCUCCCGGCAGCGGGCGCGGCGGCCCCGGCAGAGGAGGCGGCAGCGGCAGCGCCACCGCCGAGGGAACCCGGCGCCCAGCACCAGGCCCCCGCCGAGGACAGGGCCCCCUGCGACCCCUGCCCGCAAGCUGGGCCCUCGGGGGAGGACAGGGCUCCCUGGGACGCGGGGUCAGGGGUCACCCCCAGGAGCACGGGGAGCCCCAUCGGCUACACCACAAAGUCGACCAACACGGAGAUCACCUUCAAGAAGGAGCCCAUGCAGGGGAAGUAUACUGCAAGCAGCGAGUGGCGGGGGCCUCUCCCAGACACUCGACCUGAAGCAUCAUCAGCCCCUCAGACCCCGGCGACCUCGUGUGACACUGCCAAACCCUCGAGCAGCUCGGCGGACACCACAGACAAGAAGGAUCCACCCAAGAAGAUGAAAGUGAGGCCACCACCAUUGAAGAAAACCUUUGAUUCUGUUGACAAGGUGCUGUCUGAGGUGGAUUUUGAGGAGCGGUUUGCAGAGCUGCCAGAGUUCCGGCCAGAGGAAGUUCUGCCUUCGCCCACGUUACAGGCGCUCACCACCUCACCCAGAGCCAUUCUCAGCAGCUAUCGGAAGAAGCGGAAAAACUCCACCGACCUGGAUUCCUCCACCGAAGACCCAAUCUCUCCAAAGCGGAAGAUUCGGCGUCGUUCCAGCUGCAGUUCGGAACCCAACACGCCGAAGAGUGCAAACCGCGAGGGAGACAUCUUCACCUUCGACAAACCUGCUGCCCAGGGAUCAGACGCCGAUGAUGUACUGGCCGAUCUGGAGUUUGACAAGGUGCCAUACUCGUCUCUGAGACGGACACUGGACCAACGGCGGGCACUGGUCAUGCAGCUGUUCCAUGAGCACGGAUUUUUCCCGUCAGCACAAGCCACUGCAGCCUUCCAGGCCCGCUACUCGGACAUCUUCCCCACCAAGGUGUGCCUGCAGCUGAAGAUCCGGGAGGUGCGGCAGAAAAUCAUGCAGACGGCCGCCCCGAACGAGCAGCCCCAGUCGCCCCCCGGCCAGCCACCCCAGGACCCGCUGGCCAGGGGCGAGGAGGAGGCCGAGACAGGGGAGGAGCCAGAGAGGCCGGAGCUGUCCCCGGGCGAGAGCGGAGACCCCGGCACCAACACGAGGUGAUGACAGCGGCCGGGCGGAUGGGAGGUGGCGGCCGGUUCCAAGCGGUUUUUUUUCUUUCCUGAUUUUUAUAUAUAGAUUAUAUAUAAAUAUAUAAAUGUAUAAAAAAAAAACCAGUCCCAAGGCCCCACCGCCGGCGUGGGGAACAGGCGACACCGCCAAGCAGGGCCCCAUGAUCCCCCCCUCCCUCCCGCCCUCCAGGAUGGCUCGAGACACUGACCUCGUGGCCCAAGGAUCCUGCGGACAGCCAGCGCCAGGACAGUGACCGGGGCCGGCGGCCAGCGCCAGGACAGUGACCGGGGCCGGCGGCCAGCGCCAGGUCAGUGACCGCGGCCGGCGGCCAGCGCCAGGUCAGUGACCGCGGCCGGCGGCCAGCGCCAGGUCAGUGACCGCGGCCGGCGGCCAGCGCCAGGUCAGUGACCGCGGCCAGCGCCAGGUCAGUGACCGCGGCCGGCGGCCAGCGCCAGGUCAGUGACCGCGGCCGGCGGCCAGCGCCAGGUCAGUGACUGCGGCCGGCGGCCAGCGCCAGGUCAGUGACCGCGGCCGGCGGCCAGCGCCAGGUCAGUGACCGCGGCCGGCGGCCAACGCCAGGUCAGUGACCACGGCCAGCGCCAGCACAGUGACCGGAGCCGGCGGUCAGCGCCAGCACAGUGACUGGAGCCGGCGGUCAGCGCCAAGACAGUGACCGGAGCCGGCGGUCAGCGCCAGGACAGUGACCGGAGCCGGCGGUCAGCGCCAGGACAUGGACUAGGGCCGGCGGUCAGCGCCAGGACAGUGCACCAGAGCCAGCGGUCGGCACCAGGUCAGUGACUGGAGCCGGCGGCCGGCACCUGGACAGUGCACCAGGGCCGGCGGUCGGCGCCAGGACAGUCACCAGAGCCAGCGGUCAGCGCCAGGACGGUGCACCGGGUCCAGGGCCAGGACAGUGCACCAGAGCCGGCGGCCAGCACCAGGACAGUGACCAGAGCCGGUGGUCAGCGCCAGGACAGUGACCGGGGCCAGGGGCCAGCGCCAGGACAGUGCACAAGGCCGGCAGCCAGCGCCAGGACAGUGACCAGGGUCGGCGGCCAGCGCCAGGACGGUGCGCAGGGCCAGCUCCAGAACAGUGCACCGGGGCCGGCGGCCAGGACAGUGACCAGGGCCGGCGGCCUGUCCGCAGGGGAGGGGACGUGGGUAGGGGAGACAGGACAACGUGUGGGCGAGCUUUGAUAAGUACUCCGGCCCCCUUAAGCCCUGCCCCCACACACCACGCUCCCCGUCGCCUCGCCUCGAUAGCCCAGGAGCAGUGGGCCGAGGGCUAUUUCAGGCAUGUCUGCUCGGAGCCCCUGCACUCUCUCUCGCACACACGCAGCGAGCUCCGGCGCUGGGAAAGGCUCCUGUGAGGACCUGCGCCCACACACACACACACAACACAAAAACAAUCUGCAAUACAAGGAAUACUAUACUCCCACCCCCAUACUCACUGUCUGGGGAACAUAGACUGCUUCUGUAUGUUUCAAAGCCCAGUCCUUCACAACGGGAUGUUUUUAUCAGAUCUAAUUGUAUUAGGGAGCUCUGUACAGAUUCCCCACUAUGUUACUGAUUCCAACCUCUCCCCACCCCCCUCCCAAUCCCUCAUUCUCUCACCCUCACUCUCCCCUUUCUAUACCCCCUCUGCUUUCUCUCACUCCUCCUCACCACCCCCCCCCCCCCAACUACUUUGCUUCUCCCUCUCCUUUGUCACCCCCUCUGUUCCUUCCCUCUGUCACUCUAUCUCCCUUUCUCUCUCUCACACACUCCCCUCUUCACCCCCAUCCCACACACGCUCUCCCUCCACCUCUCACUUUUCCCUACCCCCCCACCUGCCCUUUCAUUUCCCACACCCGAUUUCAUUCCCCCCCCCCACCCCUCCGGAUGCUCUCACUCCUCCCUCCUCUUCCCUCUCUCCUUCCUUCCACCUCCGCACCACCAGCCCACCCACCCCCCCCCACCCCCCGGCCUCCAGCUAUCUCUUGUGCUAAAGCAUUCUGUACAGAAUAUGUAAAGUUGCUUUGUAUUAUAGAUUGAAGCUGCCCCUAAGGGGUAACAUCUCCUAACUGUGCAAAAUGUGUUUUUAAUACAAUCCUUG
This is a messenger RNA of Carcharodon carcharias (great white shark), 6718 nucleotides long. RefSeq names its product protein capicua homolog. Gene Ontology annotation, cellular component: nucleus. The transcript has 17 exons. The record is from RefSeq and is a predicted model, not a curated record. The coding region runs from base 1 to 4614 and encodes 1537 amino acids. NCBI's taxonomy places the organism in Eukaryota, Metazoa, Chordata, Chondrichthyes, Lamniformes, Lamnidae. Gene Ontology annotation, biological process: regulation of transcription by RNA polymerase II. Gene Ontology annotation, molecular function: RNA polymerase II transcription regulatory region sequence-specific DNA binding; DNA-binding transcription factor activity, RNA polymerase II-specific.